Monopterus albus (swamp eel) is the source of this 579-nucleotide messenger RNA. RefSeq names its product protein TASOR-like. Gene Ontology annotation, cellular component: nucleoplasm; heterochromatin. Gene Ontology annotation, molecular function: chromatin binding. The record is from RefSeq and is a predicted model, not a curated record. NCBI's taxonomy places the organism in Eukaryota, Metazoa, Chordata, Actinopteri, Synbranchiformes, Synbranchidae. Gene Ontology annotation, biological process: negative regulation of gene expression, epigenetic; protein localization to heterochromatin. The annotation marks the transcript as partial. The transcript has 3 exons.
CUUGUUUUGUAUUUGUAAGUCAGUUUGUACUUGUAUGGGUAAGAGAGGAGGCCACGUUCAUCUGCCUGUUUCUAAAAGUUGUCUCUGUCCUCUGUGUCACAAAGGAGUACUUGAAAAGUCUGGGCAACACUGAGUGCAGCCCACAGACAUUUCUGGAAAACAGUGGCAGUUUAGAUAAGCUCCUCAUCAUCAUUCAGAACGAGGACAUUGCUGCACACGUGCACAAGAUCCCAGCUCUAGUGUCUUUGAAGAAGUUACCUUCAGUGAGCUUUGCUGGAGUGGACACUCUGGACGAUGUCAAAAACCACACUUACAAUGAGCUGUUUGUGUGUGGAGGCUUCAUGGUGUCUGAUGAGUUUGUCCUCAACCCUGACCUUAUCACACAGGAUCGUUUGCAAGAGCUGCUGAAGUUCUUGGAGGAGCAAAGCACCCCUGAACACCCCUGGCAGUGGAAGGUGCACUGCAAGUCCCAGAAGAAGCUUAAAGAGCUGGGGAGGUCAUUAUCUCAGCACGAGUGCAACCAAAGCAGCAGUAAUCACAUCGAAAUGAUCUUUACACAUCUGUGAAGAAAUAUCCUGA